AUGUCAUCGCCAUGCGUGUGCACUGUUCAGGACGACGAGUCUGUCGGCCAGUCCUCCGGCGCUCAGCUUGACCGCGGCCAGAUGCUGCAGCGCCGUCGUCACUCCUUUUUUCUUCCGAGGCGGAAGUCGAUUGUCGGACACAUUAUGGAGACUGAGGAAGGCCUGCUUCUCAAGGUGGACCUCUUUCUCUCCGAACUCGAGCGACGACUUGAUUUCAUUGAAAACUAUGGCGAUCUGACACUCGACUCGAGUAUCUCCCGCGCCUUCUCCACCCUGCAAGCGGUGCGCGCGAGAUGCUCUCAGGCAUCAGAGGAGGUUCUGGGCGAGGGCCGUCGAAGGCUGCACCUCAUGGUCGAGACACUCGAGGCGAGGUAUCAAGAAGGACUCGCUUCGGCCGAAUCCCUGAACGAAAAGGCGCGCCUCGGCAUUGAGUUGCUCGACGGUAUGCUCUCCGAUUUUGAGGGUCGCGCAUACAAGUUCCGCGAGGAUGGUUUUGCCGGUGCCGCCGAUGCAGCCGGGGCCAUCAUGUCUGAAGGUCGCCGUGUGGUUGACGAGAGCAUGCAUCGCGCUCGCGAGGUUGUCGACGAAGGUAUCGAGCGCGCAAAGCGGGCCGCCAUGAGCUUGGAGGAGAAGAUUGAGUACGCCGUCGGACGAGCCCGAGAGACCGGCUUGAUCGUGUACGACGACCUGCCCGUGCCGUGGAGGGUCAACCCUCACAUCAGAAAGGGCUACCGGUUCACCGAGUCCAAGAUUGAGUGUAUCACGUCCGCCUUUGGCCUAUCCAACGAGCUGUUCAACAUUUGGUCGCAUGCCAUCGGCCUCGUCAUUGUCCUGGCUGUCGCCCUGUACUUUUACCCCCGCAACACCAAUUUUACCCUCAGCAGCAAAUCCGACAUAUUCAUCGCCGCCGUCUUCUUCUUCACAGCCUGCCUGACGCUCGUCUGUUCGACCAUCUGGCACACGAUGAAUGCCGUCGCUGACGUCAAUGCCAUUUCCCUCUUCGCUUGUGUCGACUACACCGGCAUCUCUCUCCUCAUUGCCGCCUCCAUCAUGACGACCGAGUACACGGCAUUCUACUGCGACCCCGUCAGCCGCUGGUCCUACAUGGUCAGCACCGCUGCCCUCGGCAUCAUUGGCGUCAUUCUGCCCUGGCACCCGACCUUCAACAAGGCUGACAUGGCCUGGGCACGCGUCGCCUUCUUCGUCGGCCUCGGUGCCACAGGCUUCCUGCCCAUCCUGCAGCUCUGGUACAGCCACGGCCGUGACUUUGUGGUCGAGUUCUACUCGCCCAUUGGCAAGUCCAUCAUGGUGUACCUCGUCGGCGCCAUUGUCUACGCGAGCCAGAUUCCCGAGCGCUGGUGGCCUGGAUGCUUCGACUACAUCGGCGGCAGCCACAACCUGUGGCACCUCGCUGUUCUCGGCGGCAUCUUGUUCCACUACAGCGCGAUGCAGGCGUUCUUCGAAGGGGCUUUCCGGAGGGCGGAGCUCGAGUGUUCCGUCUACUGA
This is a messenger RNA of Verticillium alfalfae VaMs.102, 1506 nucleotides long. RefSeq names its product hemolysin-III family protein. The coding region runs from base 1 to 1506 and encodes 501 amino acids. The transcript has 2 exons. Gene Ontology annotation, cellular component: membrane. NCBI's taxonomy places the organism in Eukaryota, Fungi, Ascomycota, Sordariomycetes, Glomerellales, Plectosphaerellaceae. Gene Ontology annotation, molecular function: signaling receptor activity. The record is from RefSeq and is a predicted model, not a curated record.